AUGGCAUCAAUGAACAAUAUUUUGAAAAAUCUGAGUUUGGGAAGCAACAUUCAGCCAGCUGCCGCUAUUCAAAGUGGAGACAUUUCCUGUGUGUAUUGUGGAGAUAGGCAUAUGUUUGAAAACUGCCCUUCUAACCCAGCUGCAGUUUGUUAUGUGGGUAACCAGAAUUACAACCGCAACAAUAGCCCAUACUCAAAUUCGUAUAAUCCAGCUUGGAGGCAUCAUCCGAAUCUGUCUUGGGGGGGUCAAGGAGCAAGUUCCAGCGGAGCGUCUACACAAGGGAAGCAAGCAUAUCCGCCAGGUUUUUCUCAGCAGCCACCGGCUCAACAACCGCAACACCCUCAAGGCUCUCAAUCCAGCUCUUUGGAGAGUCUAAUGAGGGACUAUAUGGCAAAGAAUGAUGCAGUUAUUCAAAGUCAGGCAGCAUCCCUUCGUAAUCUAGAAACGCAGUUGGGGAAAUUAGCCAAUGAUCUAAAGAAUAGGCCCCAAGGUUCCUUGCCUAGUGACACAGAGAAUCCGAGGAGAGAUGGUAAGGAACAUUGUAAGGAAAUUAAUUUACGAAGUGGAAAAAUUAUAGAAAAUGAUGAGGAGAAAACAAAGGGCAGUAGGGAGCCCACUUCAAUCCAAACAGAGGGAGAAUUUAGUCAAAAAUCAGCAAGUGAAGCUAUUGAAACUGGCCCAAUUGAUACAGCAUCGGGUCAGCAAUAUGUUCCAGUAAAGACUUUGCACAAGCCGCCCCCACCAUUUCCUCAGCGUUUUAGAAAACAGCAGCAAGAUGGGCAGUUCAGGAAGUUUCUGGAUGUACUGAAACAGCUCCAUAUCAAUAUUCCCUUAGUGGAAGCAUUGGAGCAAAUGCCAAAUUACGUUAAAUUUCUAAAAGAUAUUUUGACGAAAAAAAGGAGGCUGGGAGAGUUUCAAACUGUUGCUCUCACAGAAGGUUGUAGUGCCAUGUUGAAGAGUAAAAUCCCUCCGAAAUUGAAGGAUCCUGGUAGUUUUACGAUCCCAUGUUCUAUUGGGGGAUGA
Humulus lupulus (European hop) is the source of this 1023-nucleotide messenger RNA. RefSeq lists its product as uncharacterized. The record is from RefSeq and is a predicted model, not a curated record. Lineage: Eukaryota; Viridiplantae; Streptophyta; Magnoliopsida; Rosales; Cannabaceae. The transcript has a single exon. Bases 1 to 1023 code for a protein of 340 amino acids.